Punctularia strigosozonata HHB-11173 SS5 is the source of this 1612-nucleotide messenger RNA. RefSeq names its product cytochrome P450. Lineage: Eukaryota; Fungi; Basidiomycota; Agaricomycetes; Corticiales; Punctulariaceae. Gene Ontology annotation, molecular function: oxidoreductase activity, acting on paired donors, with incorporation or reduction of molecular oxygen; monooxygenase activity; iron ion binding. Bases 1 to 1560 code for a protein of 519 amino acids. The record is from RefSeq and is a predicted model, not a curated record. The transcript is spliced from 12 exons.
AUGAUUUCUUACUUCUCACCCCUCCACUCUCCUUGGUCACCGUCGAACAUCACAGCUAUCGCUCUCGCCCUCUCGGCUUUCCUCAUUAUCGUCAAGAUCGUCUAUCGCCUCGCGUACUCUCCCCUUCGUUUCAUCCCUGGUCCUUGGUAUGCCGCGGUCUCCGACUUCUGGCUAUUGACGCACGUUGUCCGCCUCCGUCAAUGCUUCGUCGUGGACAAAUUAUUUGAGCAGUACGGUCCCGUCGUCCGCAUCGGUCCGAACAAGGUGGCUUUUUGUGAUCAGCAGACUAUGCGCAGUGUCUAUUGUGUCCAUAAAUUCGAUAAAAGCUCAUUAUACAAGGCUUUCCUGACUAAUGACAACGACCAUGCUAUGACGACACUGCGGCAUUCUGCACACGCCACUCGCAAGCGCGGCUACUCUCCUCAUUACAUGCCAUCUAACUUGGCACUUUUCCAACCUGAGAUCCAGGAUUCUACUCUGGAGCUCAUUCGGAUGCUCGGAGAGAACGGUGGAAGGACGAAGCUCGAUUGUCUCGUUCUGUUCCGGCACCUUCUGGUCGACAUCAUCUCGGCGGUUUCCUUUGAAUACCACGUAGGAGCACUAGGCAAGUAUGCUCUCGGUGUAGAAGAGCCGCUCACGACGGCCAUCAACGAUUUUCCGAAGCGGGGCGUUCUGCGUGGUGCCGUUCCAAGCUGGGCGUGGUCUGUCCUUUGCCGUAUACCGAUUCACCGAUGGCAACAAAUCUGCGAUUCAGACAAAAUAAUGGCAGGAUUUGUCUCGUCUCGGGUGUACGGUAUCAGCGGCCAGAUCAAGGCAGGCAUUAUGGACGAGUCGCACCGACCGCCUUUGGCGCAUAGGCUGCUCAAUCAUAACAUUGACGCCUUCGCGACCGCGGACUACCGUAACAUCAUAUCGGAAUGCAUGGGGCACCUGAUUGCUGGCGUGGAUACCUCCAGUAACACCUUGUCUUACCUGUUUUGGGAGUUGAGCCGUAGGCCGGAUAUUCUCAAGAAACUGCAGCAUGAACUGGACGAAGUCAUGACCGAAGGGAACACCAUUCCGGACAUCACCACCUUACAGAGCCUGCCGUACCUCGCCGCGUUCUUGAAAGAAGGUUUGAGAAGAUAUGGCGCCGCGCCCAGUCUCCUCGAGCGGGUCGUUCCUCGACCCAAGGUCGCAGGGGAUGCAGGCUUCGACCUUCUUGGCUUUUCACUUCCUGCCGGUGUCGUUGUCGCUACACAGGCUUGGUCGAUGCACCGGGAUCCAACGGUCUUUGCCGAUCCAGACGCCUUCGAACCCAAUCGUUGGCUGAUCAACGAGCCCGACGUGCUUGCUCGCAUGCACGCCCACAUGAUACCAUUCGGCGUAGGCUCUCGCGUUUGCGGCGGCCAGAACCUCGCGCAGCUUGUUCUGCGAAUUGUUGUCGCAUCUAUUGUUAGGAACUUCGACAUCGUGGCACCCGGGGAGACCACGGAGAAGAGCAUGGAAAUCUGCGACGCUUUCGUCAUAUUUCCCGCAUCCAUGCGCUGCAACGUAUGGUUCAAGCCCAGAGAAUACUGAACAGAACAUGAUACCUGAUCUCUCACAACUUCUAUACAACUACAACUCUCCU